This is a messenger RNA of Rattus rattus (black rat), 933 nucleotides long. RefSeq names its product olfactory receptor 1361-like. The record is from RefSeq and is a predicted model, not a curated record. Gene Ontology annotation, cellular component: membrane. Gene Ontology annotation, molecular function: olfactory receptor activity; G protein-coupled receptor activity. Lineage: Eukaryota; Metazoa; Chordata; Mammalia; Rodentia; Muridae. The transcript is spliced from 2 exons. The coding region runs from base 1 to 933 and encodes 310 amino acids. Gene Ontology annotation, biological process: G protein-coupled receptor signaling pathway.
AUGGGGAACAAAAAUAUCCAUAGGAGUGUCUCUGAGUUCCUCCUCCUGGGACUCUCCAGGCAGCCCCAGCAGCAGCAGCUCCUCUUCCUGCUCUUCCUCAUCAUGUACCUGGCCACUGUCCUGGGGAACCUGCUCAUCAUCCUGGCCAUCAGCACAGACUCCCGCCUGCACACCCCCAUGUACUUCUUCCUCAGCAACCUGUCCUUUGUGGAUGUCUGCUUCUCCUCCACCACUGUCCCCAAGGUACUGGCUAACCACAUACUCAGUAGUCAGGCCAUUUCCUUCUCUGGAUGUCUAACCCAGCUGUAUUUUCUCUGUGUGUCUGUGAAUAUGGACAAUUUCCUGCUGGCUGUGAUGGCCUAUGACCGAUUUGUGGCCAUAUGCCACCCUUUGUACUACACAACAAAGAUGACCCACCAGUUCUGUGUCUUGAUGGUGUCUGGAUCAUGGGUCACUGCCAGCCUGAAUGCUCUGUUGCACACUUUGCUCAUGGCUCGACUCUCCUUCUGUGGGGACAACAUCAUCCCCCACUUCUUCUGUGAUGUGACUCCCCUCCUUAAACUCUCCUGCUCAGCCACAAAUCUCAAUGAGUUGAUGAUUCUUACAGAGGGAGCUGUGAUCAUGGUCACCCCAUUUGUCUGCAUCCUCAUCUCUUACAUCUACAUCACCGAUGCAGUCCUCAGAGUCUCAUCCCCCAGGGGAGGAUGGAAAGCCUUCUCCACCUGUGGCUCCCACCUGGCUGUGGUCUGCCUCUUCUAUGGCACCGUCAUCGCUGUGUAUUUCAACCCUGUAUCUUCCCAUUCAUCUGAGAAGGACACUGCAGCAACUGUGCUAUACACAGUGGUGACACCCAUGUUGAACCCUUUUAUAUACAGCCUGAGGAACAAUGACCUGAAAGGGGCUCUGAGAAAAGUGGUACAUAGGAAGAUAUGA